GGAGAGAAAGAGAGAGAUAAUAGAAUAGAGGGAAAGACAGCAUCAGCACGUCCAGUGUCACCCACGUGUCUCCUCGAGAAUCGCCAAGAGUUGAGACCCUCACGAGAUUCUGGUCUCCGCCCCAUCGCCUCGAUUCACCACCCCCAACCAAGCCCAACAAAACCACAACAACAACAAAACUCGACUCAACUCGCUCACUAACUCCGUCCGUCCUCAGUGAAGCUCGCUCCUUGUCUCUCUCUCUCUCUCUCCCUUUCUCUGAGAACUGCUCUGAGAUUCCUUGGGAGGCAACCAGUGGCAUCUCCACACGAACAUUCCUCGCCGGCUCUAGAACCCUCUAGAAGACCACCUUCUCUGUUGACUUUCUGCUUCCCAGAAUCAGAUGGCUCCGCUUCGUUGCAUUCUCUUCCUCGCUGCACUCUGCUCUCUGAUUCCUGCUCUUCACGCUAGCGCUGGCGAUGCUGAUCUGAUUUACAAGUCUUGUGUGGUGCAGUGUGAAAAAUCUGGAUGUGUAGGAGAGAAAUGCUUUCAACACUGUAAAUUUUCAUCUGAUGGGAAACCUAUUGAUGGUCCAUGGUACAUGCAAGAACCUCUUUAUUUGCGCUGGAAACAAUGGGACUGCCGCAGUGACUGCAGGUACCACUGCAUGCUUGCUAGGGAGGAAGAGAGAGAGAAACUUGGUGAUAAGCCUGUCAAGUAUCAUGGAAAAUGGCCAUUUCAGCGUGUUUAUGGCAUCCAGGAACCUGUUGCUGUUGCUCUUUCUGCUCUCAAUCUUGCCAUGCAAUUUCAUGGUUGGAUAUCUUUUUUCAUCCUUGUAUACUACAAAUUGCCUUUGAAUCCAAAUAAGAGGACUUACUACGAAUAUACGGGCGUCUGGCACAUCUAUGGGAUCCUAUCAAUGAACUCUAGGUUUUGGAGUGGUGUAUUUCACAGCCGAGAUGUGGAGUUAACAGAGAAGCUAGAUAUUUCUUCUGCUGUAGCACUACUUGGAUUCUCACUCAUUCUAGCAUUACUUCGAUCUUUUAAUGUGAGAGAUGAGGCUGCCAGAGUCAUGGUUUCUGCUCCGCUGAUUGCAUUCGUGACCACACACAUACUGUACCUGAACUUCUAUAAACUUGAUUACGGUUUGAACAUGAAAGUGUGCAUGGCCAUGGGCAUUGCUCAGCUUCUUACAUGGGCAGUUUGGGCUGGUGUUACUCGACAUCCGUCACGCUGGAAGUUGUGGGUGGUGGUGGCAGGAGGAGGCCUUGCCAUGGUCUUCGAGAUAUAUGACUUCCCACCUUACCGGGGUUAUAUAGAUGCGCUUGCUCUCUGGAAUGCAAUCAACAUACCUCUUACAUACCUUUGGUGGAGUUUUGUCAGGGAUGAUGCUGAGUUUAUGACAUCGGCCCUCCUGAAGAAAGCAAAGUAGCAGUUCUGGACCUAAAGCAUGAGUGAUCGAAUGGUGCAAUAUAUCAAAGUACAUGACAUGCGCACCCCUGUUAAUUUAUGAAGGUUCUCUUUUUUCUCAUGUGUAAUGCGUUUCUUCUUCGAAAUGCUUACCAUGAUGUGGUUCCCUUCGUUUUUUGCAUUUCAUUGGUAAUCCAAUUGUUUCCACUGUAUAUGUGGGAUGGGAUCCAGAUUUCCAGGUCUUUGUGUUGGUGCUUUUUUUUUUUCCCUGGAAAAUCUCAGUUCGCAUAUGUAAGAAUCAAAUAACCAAGUUACUGUAUUUUGCUGUAAAUCUUUUGUGGAAUACCAUUUAGCAUGUUGUCUUUAUA
Messenger RNA from Prunus dulcis (almond), 1757 nucleotides. RefSeq names its product post-GPI attachment to proteins factor 3-like. Gene Ontology annotation, cellular component: endoplasmic reticulum membrane. Gene Ontology annotation, biological process: GPI anchor biosynthetic process. The coding region runs from base 383 to 1411 and encodes 342 amino acids. NCBI's taxonomy places the organism in Eukaryota, Viridiplantae, Streptophyta, Magnoliopsida, Rosales, Rosaceae. Gene Ontology annotation, molecular function: hydrolase activity, acting on ester bonds. The record is from RefSeq and is a predicted model, not a curated record. The transcript has 5 exons.